Molecule: messenger RNA, 6178 nt
Organism: Sinocyclocheilus rhinocerous
Lineage: Eukaryota; Metazoa; Chordata; Actinopteri; Cypriniformes; Cyprinidae
Gene: sptbn4a
Product: spectrin, beta, non-erythrocytic 4a
Exons: 20
Coding region: 686-4927 (1413 amino acids)
Molecular function (GO): protein binding; phospholipid binding
Source: RefSeq, a predicted model, not a curated record
UGCAAUCACACUAGAUCACAUGAGAAUCUGCCCACAAAAGCACACAUGUGCAUCCAUUCAGCCAUCGCAUCCUCCGUAGCACGAUGUUUGCAAGUGCAUGAGCUCAUUCAAAGAGGGCAACUUGUGUCUUUAGGUGUCUAAAUCUGCUGCCCCCCCCCACAACAUACACGCACAUCAGCGACUCCUCCCACUCCUCCUCCGAACCCCCCAUCCACCCAGGUCGACAGCAGGACGGCGUAGCGAUUCCGGACGCAGCGCUGAGACCAGAGCUUCGCCCCUGACGCGGACGCACACAGGCAAGCAGGCGAAGACGUGGCUUUUGCUUCUUGUGUCACUUGAAGGAUUAUGAUGUAGUGAUUUUUUUACAGGAAACAGCUAGUGUGAUCACCAUUGAAGAUUUCUGUAGGAGACCAAGCGCUUUCAGUGGGUGUCUUGCGUGUGCAUGCGUACCGGUUGUUUUUUCUGAGCUGUUGGACUGACGCAUGGAUACUGCAGCAGAACUGCAGGGGCCUGGACGCUAACCUGGAGGACAUGAGGACCCAGUGGAUCCCCCACCCCUGAGCUCCAGACCCCACUGCUGCUGCACAUUCUGCUGAGGUGCUGCUCUCUCCUCUGCUCUGGACAUUUUUGGGAUGCGUGUGUGUGCUGGUGGUGCAGCUGAGCAGAGCUCCCAGAGGCUGAUAGGAUGCUGACAGCUCGCGAUGGAGCUCGAGAUGAAGCUCAGAAGCUGCACAGGAAAUGGAUGAAGCACCAGGCCUUCAUGGCUGAACUGGCCCGCAACAAAGAAUGGCUGGCCAAGAUCGAACAGGAGGGUGAGGAGCUGAUCCAUGAACAGCCCGAGUUGCGAUCGGUGGUGGAGAUGAAGUUGAAGGAAAUCAGAGAGUGCUGGUCUCACCUGGAGAACACCACCAAAGUCAAGGCCCGCCAGCUGUUUGAAACUCAGAACCACCGCACUAACGACCUGCCCUCAAACACCCUCAGCGACCUGGACCAGCAUCUCAAUGCCAUACAGGAGCAGCCGUCCACACUAGGCUCCACCCACAGCACCCAACCCACCCUCCUUCAGCCCCGCCCCACUUUCAGCCAGCAACUCCAGAGGAUAAAAUCAAUGGAAGCCCAGAUGCAGCUUUAUCAAGGUGUUGGUGAAGUCAGGGCUGGUGCUGAUCACCGGAGACCAGAAGGAGAAGAGCAAGGAGGAAUGACGGAGACCCGAAUCGUGCGUCUUAUUGAGCCUUUGAAGGAAAGGAGGCGGAUCCUUCUUGCCUCAAAAGAAAUGCACCAAGUCACCCAGGACCUGGAGGAUGAGAUUGUAUGGAUUCAGGAUCGGUUACUUUUGGCCUCAUCUACAGAAUAUGGGACCAAUCUGCAGAGUGCCCAACAUUUAAUCAUGAACCAUAAGGCGCUGCAGAUGGAGAUACAGGCUCAGAGGGGGCGGGUCGAGGAGGUGCUGGAAAGGGCGGAGGCCGUUGCUGCCCUGCGGACCCCAGAGGUGGAGCUUGUGCGGGAGGGGGCGUGGCAUGUGAGGCAGCUGUGGGAGGUGCUUCAGGUAGAGAUGGAACGUCGCACAGUGAUGCUAGAUGCCGUGAACCACGCCCAACAGUACUACACCCAGGCAGCGAAGGCGGAAUCUUGGCUCAGUGGACAGAAACUUCAGGUCCUCAAUGAGGAGAAAGGAAAUGACGAGGCCAGCACUCUUAGGUUACUAAAAGAGCAGUUGGCCUUAGAGCAAACAGUGGAGAAUUAUGCAGAGACAGUGAGCUCACUGUCCCAGCAGUGUCGUCGCAUGCUUGAGCUGGGACAUCCAGACAGUGAGCAAAUUACCAAACAGCAGGCUCAUAUAGACCGGCUAUAUGUAUCUCUAAAAGACCUGGUGGAACAGAGGAAAACAAAGCUGGAGCAGCAAUACUGGUUGUAUCAGCUGAAGCGAGAGGUGGAGGCACUGGAGAAAUGGAUCUCUGAGAGGGAGGCUGUCGCCAGCUCCACUGAACUCGGCCAGGACCUGGAGCACGUCACGGCUCUGCAGAGCAGCUUUACUCAAUUCUCGACUGAGACACGUGCAGUCGGCCAGAAGCAGAUGGAUUCAGUCAAUAAGAUGGUGAAUGAGAUGAUUGACUGCAGUCACUCUGAUGCUGCCACCAUUGCAGAAUGGAAAGAUGGGCUGAAUGAGUCCUGGGCGGAUCUUCUAGAGCUCAUGGAGACCAGAUCGCAGAUGCUUGCAGCCUCGUACCAGCUACACAAGUUCUUCACCGACUGUCAGGAGGUGCUGGUCCAGAUCGAGGGAAAGAUGAGACAACUACCAGAGGUGAGGUCAUGUCAGGUGAGCUCAGCCAACCCUGGCACACUGCAGAGACUCCUGCACUCUUUUGAGCACUCCCUGCAGCUGCUGGUAUCACAGGUGCGCCAACUACAAGAAAACGCAGCUCAGCUGCGUGCGAUUUAUGCCGGGGAGAAGGCAGAUGCCAUUUUUUCCCGUGAGCAGGAAGUGAUGCAGGCCUGGAAAGAGCUCCUUGUUGCAUGUGAGGGCAGCCGUGUACAGGUUACCACAGUAACCGAUAAGAUCCAGUUCUUCGCUGUGGUGCGGGAAUUGAGCAUGUGGAUGGAUGGAAUAAUGGGACAGAUUGGCUCAACUGACGAUGCCAGGGACCUCUCUGUGCUGGAGGGCAUGAUGUCCCAACAUCAGAAUCUGAAGAGUAAGAUAGAUAACAAGAGCAAGAACUUUGUGCAUUGCGUGGAGAUGGGAAAGAUGCUGCUCGCUGCACGCAACCCUGCAGCUGAAGAGGUAAAGGAAAAGCUGGAGUAUAUCAUGGCAAAGCAGAAAGAACUGAAUGAGCGAUGGGAACAGCACUGGGAGAAGCUUCAGCAAGCCCAGCAGAGGCUGCAGUCUACCCAGCUGGGAUCGGUGGAGCAGUCCUGGCUCACAAUCAAGGAACCAAUCACUCCAAAUACUCGUGAGGAAGGGGGUGGGACAGAUGAGGUGGAGGAGCUGAUUCGCCGACAUGAAGCGUUCCGGAAGGCCGCGUCCACAUGGAAGGAUCAUUUCAACUCAUUACGACAGGCAGAGAAGAUGAAGGAGGAACUGAACAAGCCACCUUCUACCUCCUCUCUCCUCAGCAGGCAGAUGUUCCCUCUCUCUUGUCUUGUGCCCAGCUCCUCUUCUUCGUCUUCGUCCUCCUCUCUCUUCCGUAACCCACUUCAGGACUCACUACUGGAGUCCAAGCCCGGGCCGGACCUCAUGUACGCCACAGAACACACAGUGGUGAACACACUCACUCAACGGCUCGGGUCCACCCUGAACCCCUACACGCCUGUCAUGAAUGGCUCCUCCUACCAUGGGCUAAACCAGCCAUCAGGGGUUGUGGCAGAGGGUCUUUCGUACCAUGGGCUAAAACAACAGGGUGUUUCAGGGUUGGAUAAUUCCAGCUAUCAAGGGUUAAACCAACAAGUUGGUGUCUUGGGUGUGAACAGCUCCAGCUACACUGGACUAAACCAACAGGGUGUUUUAGGAGAGGACAACUCCAGCUACCACAACCUGAACCAUUUAGGUGCUGUGGGGGUAGGGGUUGAGCCCAAAAUGGGAUAUGCUUGGCAGCACCUGAAAGCUGACUGCCUUCAGCCCAAAAUCAACCACAUUCACAAAGCUGUUCCACCUUUACUGGAGGCGCACCGAGCCCAGCUCGCUGGUGGAGGAGCAAACAUGCCAGCUCCUCCUAUGGGCCUGGACCCCUCCCUGGAGAUGAUCCACAGCCGUUUACAGAGAGACCCCCGCGGGAGCCGAUCUGACCCGCAGAUGGAUCACUUGAGGCGAGAGAGAGAGUACCGGCUUGGCCGACAGACCUCCAGCGAGCAGGAGAUCCAGGCACGACUUAACGAGCUCCCGCUGAUUGUUAGGCAGGAACGCUACCGUCGAAGAAUGGAGAGACAGUCGUCCAGUGAGCAGGAGGGCAGCGGUAGGCAGAGAGUUCAGAAACAUGACUCCAGCGAUGCAGAAUCUGGGAAAGAGCCGUCUGACAAGAGACCAUCCGGGGAGAAGCGUUCCACUAUGGCUGAGAUUGUUGAGCAAGUGCAGGAGAGAGAAGCUUGCCAUGCGAAGGGAGAGGCAUACAGACCACCCAGCAGCCUCUCUGCACCAGUGAGCCGUCUGGAUCGCCCUCGAGCUCGAGACCGCCCCAAACCACGACGAAGACCUCGUCCAAAAGAACCCGAGGAGCCACGGCGGUCCCGUUCUGCACCGGCUCAGAGCGUCCCAUCCACACCUCACCCUCCUACCCACACCGUCCAUCAUGAGGGCUUCCUGUACAGGAAACAUGAAGAGGAGGGGAAAGAGAGAAGCCCAAACAGCAAGUCGUGGGUAAAUCUGUUCUGUGUGCUCAAACAAGGGGAGAUUGGUUUCUAUAAGGACGCACGCCACAAAACCACACCCUACAAUGAUGAGCCACUUCUUAACUUGGCCAUUUGCGAAUUUGACACUACCAACGGAUAUAAAAAGAAGAAGAAUGUGUUCAUUCUCAGGACCACUGCUGAAGGGGACUACAUCUUCCUGGCUAAGGAUGAGGAGGAUCUGAAAGGUUGGGUCAACAGCAUCAAUGCUAGCCUGAAGGAGAUCGAGGAAAUUGCCAAGUGGGAGAAAGCCACAAACUCCUCCACCGACCCUGACAAAUCAGAGCGCAAGGAGCGCUCUGAAGGGGCGGAGCCAUCCGAGGGGGCGGAGAGAUCAGAGAGGUCAGAGAAGUCUGAGCGUUCAGACCGAUCAGAUAAAAUAGAAGCAUCGGACAAAAGCUCAGAAAAGAGGGACACAUCCGAGAAGGAGAAUGGAGAUAGAGGUGGAAGAGGAGAGAGGGGAGAACGAGGGGAGAGAGAGAGGGGCGAACGAGGAGACCGGGGUUCCAGGGGUUCCAGGGGUUCCAGCACUUCGGGAAAAAGCAAAUGACUCAUCCUUCUACACCUUUAUUUACUCAUCCAUCACAAAAUCUUUCCAGAGAUAAGACAGGACUUGCGUUUCUCUGUCUCUGUUGCUCUGUUUGUCCUGACAGCCUGAUUUCAGGACAGACGUAAUUGUCCCUUGAAUGUGUCGAUGUGUGUCUGUGUGCGUGUGCCAAUGUGUUGAAGAGAACAUCUGUGAAAGAAUAUGAAAAGAACAGUAUAUGAACUUAUCCCAGCAUCAGAAGGCCAGUUCAGCCGCCCUGCUUGACUCUCACAGAAAAGGCACUUUAAAUUAUUGAGGAUGACUAUAGCCCUCUUAAUAUUUUAGAAACGUUUUCUCGAAGCAAUAUACUGUACGUAGUAACCGAUGCCGCUUGUUUUAGCUGCUCUGCACUUCCAAGCGAGUGCGAGAGAGAGAAAGUGACAGAGAAGUCUUUCAGAGAGAAAUCUGGUGCGGUAGGAGGGACAGUGUUCCUCCUGAUCGGCAUCCAUACACACGAACACGCACAGUGCAUCAUGGGAAAAUGUUUGGUAUGGAAUACCAUUCUCUCACCCGAGGCCGCACAAGUCUUCCACCUGCUGCUUGUAGUAAUGGUUUUAAUCAUGCGAGAUGCUUCACAGUACUGUGGUGAGUGUGAUUCAGUCCGAAUUACACCCGAUAAAGAGUCUCGAUCACAAUAUGUGAAUUUAAUGUGGCAGUGUGUGUGUGUAUGUGUGUGUGAAUACAGCUCCGUCCAGAAGGAGAUCAAAUGUACUAUGUAUAACCUCAUUGAUCGUAUUUAUUAGGUUAUCAUGAUACAAAUUUAAAGUGCAAGGUUAAUCUUCCCAGAACUAAGAGGAAGUACGAUCAAACACCCCAGUAUGUGUACAAAUAUGCUGCUUUUUAUCAUCUCUGCCCCCUUACAUCACUCUUUGAUUGUAAAAUGAUUAGUACACAUAAAAUAGGGUGUCUGUGACUUUGUCAUGCUAUAAAGAAAAAGACUGUAUAUAUAUAUAUAUUUGUAUAUAUACUAGUAAACGAGAUUUACUUCUAUGAGCUGCAGCGUCUAAUUACAAAAAAAAAAAUUAAUAAUUUUUAUCAACCUAUGAAAAUGUAACAAGUUAAACAGAGUUGUUUAAAGUGCCCCUGGCUGAAUUUAGACGGUAAAUAUGUGCGUUAGCCUCCUUUUCCAGGAUCCCUUGUAUACGGAAAUGCAACUUUUACUGUUUACGGUUUGUUUGUUUUGACCAGGGCAAAAGAUCAGGAUACUUGUAAAAA